AUGCAAUUUUCUUUAUCAGUAUUGACUACUGUCGCCACUACACUUUUGGCGUUCACUACUACUCCUGUUGAUGCCAAGACCCAUUCAAUCAAGUUGAACAAAUUGUCAAAUGAAGAAACAUUGGAUGCUACUAAAUUUCAAGAAUAUACUAAUGCAUUGGCCAACAAGUAUGUAAACCUAUUUAAUAAAGCCAGUGGUAACCCACAAGCAUUUGGUGUUCAACAAAUCUUGUCUUCAGGCGGUGGUAACAAACAACACCCAGCUGAUAUUCCUUUUGUUACUCCUGAAGGUAAAGGUGGUAAAUAUGAAGCACCAUUGACCAAUUAUUUGAAUGCACAGUAUUUCACUGAAAUUCAAAUUGGUACUCCAGGUCAAACUUUUAAAGUUAUCUUGGAUACUGGCUCAUCUAAUUUAUGGGUUCCAUCUCAAGAUUGUACUUCAUUGGCUUGUUUUUUGCAUUCAAAGUAUGAUCAUGAUGCUUCUUCUACUUAUAAAGCUAAUGGAUCAGAAUUUUCUAUUCAAUAUGGUUCAGGUUCAAUGGAGGGGUAUAUUUCUCAAGAUACUGUUAGUAUUGGGGAUUUGGUUAUCCCCAAACAAGAUUUUGCUGAAGCCACUUCAGAACCAGGUUUAGCAUUUGCAUUUGGUAAAUUUGAUGGUAUAUUGGGUUUAGCUUAUGAUACAAUUUCUGUAAACAGAAUUGUACCACCAAUUUAUAAUGCUAUUAAUCAAGAGUUACUUGAUUCUCCACAAUUUGGUUUUUAUUUGGGUGACACAAACAAGGAUGAAGAAGAUGGUGGUGUUGCUACUUUUGGUGGUUAUGAUGAAUCACUUUUCCAAGGAAAAAUUACUUGGUUACCAGUUAGAAGAAAAGCUUACUGGGAAGUUUCAUUUGAAGGUAUUGGGUUAGGAGAUGAAUAUGCUGAAUUGACAAAGACUGGUGCUGCAAUUGAUACUGGUACUUCAUUGAUUACUUUACCUUCGUCUUUGGCAGAAAUUAUCAAUGCCAAGAUUGGUGCCACCAAAUCAUGGUCAGGUCAAUAUCAAGUUGAUUGUGCCAAGAGAGAUGAAUUACCUGAUUUAACUUUGACUUUCUCAGGUUACAAUUUCACUUUAACCGCUUAUGAUUAUGUUUUGGAAGUUGGUGGUUCAUGUAUUUCUGUUUUCACACCAAUGGAUUUCCCUAAACCAAUUGGUGAUUUGGCUAUUAUUGGUGAUGCAUUCUUGAGAAGAUAUUAUUCAAUUUAUGAUUUGAAAAAGAAUGCUGUUGGAUUAGCCCCAUCAAAAGUUUAA
This is a messenger RNA of Lodderomyces orthopsilosis Co 90-125, 1290 nucleotides long. RefSeq names its product proteinase A (gene APR1). Gene Ontology annotation, molecular function: aspartic-type endopeptidase activity. Lineage: Eukaryota; Fungi; Ascomycota; Pichiomycetes; Serinales; Debaryomycetaceae. The record is from RefSeq and is a predicted model, not a curated record. The transcript has a single exon. Gene Ontology annotation, cellular component: fungal-type vacuole. Bases 1 to 1290 code for a protein of 429 amino acids.